AUGGCUACGAAGAAGAGACGUUGUUUAAACGAUUCAAACAGUUUUUGUGUUAUUUAUGGCGAAUACACCUUUGCAAAGUAUCGUAAAUCGAUCACGGACUUCGUUAAAUCUGCCUAUUUCAAGUACUUUGGAGUGCAUAUUUCCAAUCUACAGAAACCAUGGGUGCCUAAUACCGUGUGCCAAAAUUGUGUUGUCUCUUCGCGACAAUGGUCAAAUGGAAAAAGAUCAGCUCUCAAGUUCAAGACACCCAUGAUCUGGUGGGAACCUCGUAAUCAUCAUGAUGACUGUUAUUUUUGUAUGGUUAACAUUACGGGUAUAAACUCUGCAAACCGGGAUAAGUGGUCAUAUCCGACGUUGUCUUCUGCUCAGAAGCCCCUUACACACUCAGACCAAUCACUAGCACCAGUACCAUCGACAUCAUCAACAAGUUUUGAACCAGAAAAUAUAGAAAAUGAAGAAGAAAAACAAGAUUCCGACUCUGAUUUCACACCUAGUCAAGAGACAAAACCUCAACCAUUCAAUCAAAGUGAGCUAAACGACUUAAUAAGGGAUUUAAAUCUAUCGAAAGAGUCUUCUGAAAUUUUGGCAUCUCGUCUGAAAGAAAAAAAUCUACUUACUCCAGAUACAAAAAUUACAUUUUAUCGUACUCGUGAAAAAGAUUUACUUCCAUAUUUUUCCUCUGAAGAGAAUUUAGUUUACUGUAAUAAUGUUGAAGGUCUUAUACAAAAGAUGGGUUUACAAAAAUAUAUACCAAGCGAAUGGCGUCUUUUAUUGAUAGCAGCAAAAGAAGUUUGA
Diatraea saccharalis (sugarcane borer) is the source of this 795-nucleotide messenger RNA. Lineage: Eukaryota; Metazoa; Arthropoda; Insecta; Lepidoptera; Crambidae. The record is from the annotation of a GenBank genome assembly.